Rotaria sp. Silwood1 is the source of this 2856-nucleotide messenger RNA. The record is from the annotation of a GenBank genome assembly. NCBI's taxonomy places the organism in Eukaryota, Metazoa, Rotifera, Eurotatoria, Philodinida, Philodinidae.
AUGUUUUCAAGACCUAUUCGUCAAGAAGAAGAAGAAGAACUACCAGAUGAAUUAGAUAUUUGCAUGACUCGAUGUCUUCAAGCUCGCCGUCGUCGUCAAGCACUUCAACGACGACUUGCUCAACGACCAACAACGCAACAACCAAUAUAUCAACCAUCGGUUUAUACUCAACAAUAUCAAGAUUUACCAGUUCAAUCAACAUUACCAUUAUCACAUCAUUUAUCACCAUAUAAUACACCAAUUCAAACAACACAAACAACUUUUCCAAUAGAAACAUCUCAACAACCUACAUUACAAUAUUCUAAUUUAGAUCAAUUAACAACAUUACCAAACCAGAUUCCGCAUCAAAUAUAUAAUUCAUAUAAACCAAUAUAUCAUUAUCAACCAAAGAAAUAUCAAUACAUAACUCCUAAUUACAAUUAUAUUAAUCAACAACCAAUUAUUUAUGAUCAAUACAAUAAAUCUCAAUAUAUUUAUAGUAAACCAUCGGAACAAAUUAUAUAUACUCAACCAGAUACUCAAUAUCAACCAAGUAUAUCUCAAUUGUAUGAUACUGAUAUUAACAAUCAACAGUUAUCUUAUUCUUCUAUACCAACUAAUACAUUUAACUAUAAACAACAAAAACCACAUUCUUAUAAAACAUAUCCAUUAAAUCAAUACGAUAUCACUUCAGAUUUAUCAAGUAUAAAUUAUUCAACUGAUCAAACAUUUAUUCCUAACAACUAUUCUACACCAAAAACAACUGAAACAUAUCAUCAAAACAUUUAUAAUUAUGAUCAUAUUAUUCCACAACAACCACCAUCAAUACAAUCAUAUCAAAUUAAUCAACAACCUACUAUUCAACCAUAUUUAUCUCCAUCUAUCACUCAACAUUUACAACAAGAACAAUACGAAUAUACUCCAACAGGUUUAACGACACAACCUUCCACUUCAAUAAUACCAUUAGAAUCUUUAACACAAAAAACAUUAAACAGUUGUCCUUGCAGUCAAGAUGAUUUGGAAAACGACGAUACAUUUGAUUUAUCUAAAUGUAUUGCUAAUUGUUAUGACAAAUUUAGAAAGUCAUGGAUAAAAAAACAACAAAAAAUUUAUAAAAAACAAUUUCAGGAUAUUCAACAACCCUAUCGACAACAUCAUAUUCAAGCAUUACAACCAUCUGUAUCAACAUCGAUUCCACCUAUUAUUCAAAAACAAAGACCAUCAUCAGUUCCUCCUGUUCUUCAACGACCAUCUAUAAAAACAACAAAUCAACAAAGAAAUAUUCAAGAAAUUCAACAGCCAAUAUGGACAUCUAUUCCACCUGCUGUUCAAAAACGAAGACCUUUAUCAGUUCCUCCUUUCGUUCAGCAACCAUUUAUUCAAACGACAAACCAACAAGCUGUUCCAACAUACAUUCCACCGGUUAUUGAACCAUCAAUAUCGUCAUAUAUUCCACCGGUUAUUGAACCAUCAAUAUCAUCAUAUAUUCCUCAAACUAUUCAACAACCAAUAUCAACAUCAAUUCCACCAAUUAUUCGAAAACCAAGACCAUCAUCAGUUCCUCCUAUUAUUCGAGAAAGUCAAAGACCCAUAUUAACAUCAAUCCAACCUAUAAUUGAAUCAAGUAAGCCAUUAACAGUGCCUACUGUUGUUCCACAAGUGUUUCAACAACCGAAUAGAAUUUUACCUGUCUGUGAUGUUUAUAAACCAGGAGGAAGACAAAAUGUUCAACAACCACUUUUGCCACCCUAUUAUUCAAGUAAACCAGAUGAUAAAGCAGUUUAUAAUCAAUUGAUACCUCAUCCUGUUCAAUGGCAACAUCCACAACAUCUGCCAGUAAUUCAAGAAAAGCCUGUUGAAACCCACAAAUAUGAACAAAUUUGCUAUCCUAAACUAGAGCAACCUCUUAAAAAAGCAUAUCACGCAAAUAUAGUACAACCAGUCAUUGAACAAAAACAAGCACAAAUACCGAUACAAAAAGCUAAAAUACCAACAAUUCCUUUAAUUAAUAGAAUUCAUCCAGGUCAAACAGUUCAACAUGUUCCUUAUUAUGAUGAUAAAACUAAUCUGUGUCGUGUACCUUGUCCGACAGUAACGAAAUAUGCUCAUUUACCAGCUCAUCUUCGACCAAAGUUACUCUGUGUUGAAUUACCACCAGCGAGUCCUCUUUCGCCACCAAUACUAUCACCACCACCUGCGCCAACAUCACGAGUGGUAUUACUACCACCGCCUCCACCACCAUCACGACCACUAUUACGACCACCACCGCCUCCCCAACCAACACGACUACUAGUACCACCACCACGGCCUCCGCAACCAGUACGAGUACAACUACCACCACCACCUCCUCCACAGUCAAUACGAGUACAAGUACCACCACCACCACCGCCUCCACAACCACCACGAGUAGUAGUACUACAACAACCACCACCGCCUCCACAGCCACCACGAGUAGUAGUACUACAACAACCACCACAGCCUCGACAGCCACCACGAGUAGUAGUACUACAACCACCAACGCGUCCGCAACAAGUACGAGUACAUCUACCAGAAAGAGUAUCGCAAGGAACACAGGAAAGACAAAAAGCGUAUGUUAACUGUGGUUGUAAACCAGGACAAUCAUUGAUUAAAAAAAUUGUUUAUAAACAAAUCGAAGAAGAAAAUGCAGAUGAAAAUGAGAAAUUUCUUGAUCAUUCUUCAAUUCUUGAUCAAUUUCAAACACGUAUAAGUGUUCGAUAUGGAAAUAGUAUCAUGGAAGACAGUGGAGAAACAUUUACUUGUGAUAAUUAUAAUGAAAAAUUGCGUGUUAUUGAUUUUCCUGUUUAUGUAUCUGGACAAACCGAUCAGCCUGACGACGAUUUAAUGGAUGAAUUUUAA